This is a messenger RNA of Prunus persica (peach), 549 nucleotides long. RefSeq lists its product as uncharacterized. The record is from RefSeq and is a predicted model, not a curated record. The transcript is spliced from 2 exons. Bases 1 to 549 code for a protein of 182 amino acids. Lineage: Eukaryota; Viridiplantae; Streptophyta; Magnoliopsida; Rosales; Rosaceae.
AUGGAUGGUAAAUUACAAAAGUACUUAGCCUCAGAGUUUGAGAUGAAGGACUUGGGGGCUUUAAAGUAUUUUUUGGGAAUCGAAAUAACUCGCUCUGCUACUAGUAUUUUUCUAUCUCAAAAUAAGUAUGUUCUAGACCUGUUGAUAGAAACUGGUAUGUUAGGGUUUGCGCCAGCCGAAACCCCUAUUGUGCAGAAUCUCCUAGCAAUCUAUCAUGAUCAAGUGUCAACUAACAAGGAGAGAUAUCAGAGGUUAGUGGGAAGACUAAUUUAUCUUUCACACACUAGACCAGAUAUUGCAUAUGCAAUUAGUGUUGUUAGCCAGUUCAUGCAUCCUCCUAGUGAGGAUCACUUAGUGACAGUUAUGAGGAUUUUGAGUUAUUUGAAGAAAACCCCAGGCAGAGACUUGAUAUUCAGAAAACUGGGACAUUUGGAUGUCAAGGGUUAUAUAGAUGCAGAUUGGGCAGGCAAUAUAACAGAUAGAAGUUGUACAUCAAGUUACUUCACUUUCAUUGGGGGUAAUUUGGUUAUAUGGCGAAGUAAGAAGUAG